AUGGCCAUCGCUACCAUCAUAGCAACCACACUGCAAGAGAUAGCGCCCCCAAGUGCUAACCAAAAUCCCAACCCACCACCAGAAGCCCAACCACGUGGCAUCAAGUACUACUAUGAGUCUCUUCGGAAGAACAGAGCCCCGACGUUUGAUGGCAACCCCGGCCCAAAACAAUACUAUCUGGCUGAGUUGAGGUUACAGAACCUGAGUGAAUUUGAAAACUUUACUCAAGCUCUGAGUAUGUUCGUACUGGAGUACUCCUCAAAGUUCAACUCGCUCGGGACCUAUGCCCCAACCAUCAUGGCAGAUGACACCCUGAAGCUACAUCACUUUAAGAAGGGUUUGAGUAGCCGAAUUCAAUCAGCAUUAGAAAUCUACAAGCUAACUAACUUUGUCGAUCUGAUGGGAGCAGCCAUUAGAGCUGAAAUGGACAUCAAACAGCGUGAAGACGAAGGCAAGAACAAGCGACCCCUCGCAAGUCAAUCUUUCCCAAGUGAACAAAGAUAUCUUGGAGAAUGUCGUAGGAUCUCCGGUGUAUGCUUCAACUGUGGGAAGAUGGGGUACCGAAUUACAGAUUGUCCUGAAUCCAAGAAACAAGGGGCAGUAUCAAAUUCUAUUGCAAUCCAGAAUAAACCAAAGGAGAAUAAUUCCAAUGCUAGGGUGUUCGCUAUUACUCGAGAAGAGGUGGACAAUGCAAGCGAUGUGGUGGCAGGACUCAGAGUUGAAAUACUUAGUGAACCAUAUAGAGUAGCUAUGCCCACUAAUAAGGCCCUCGAAACUCAUAAGUUGCAUCGAAGCUGUCAGUUGGCCAAGAACCACGCAUUAGUGGAUUGCCACAGGAAGAGCGUCAAACUUCAGACUCCAAGCCAAGAAGAAAUCAUCUACCAUGGCAAGGCCAAGGAAAAGAGAUUGCUCUUGUCCGCAUCUCAGACUUUGAAAGACAUGAGGAGCGGUGAUGGAAUCUAUCUAGCUAUGAUAAGUGAGGUGGAAGAGAAGACCAAGGGCAGGCUAGAAGAAAUUCUAGUCGUUCAAGACUUCCUGGAUGUAUUUCCUGAGGAACUACCUGGCACAAUUCCAAACCAUGAAGUAGACUUUGAAAUUAAUUUGGCACCAGGUGUGACGCCAAUAUCAAAUGCACCCUACCGAAUGGCCCGGACAAAACUCAAAGAACUAAAAGAAUAA
Messenger RNA from Zingiber officinale, 1179 nucleotides. RefSeq lists its product as uncharacterized. The coding region runs from base 1 to 1179 and encodes 392 amino acids. The transcript is spliced from 5 exons. The record is from RefSeq and is a predicted model, not a curated record. Gene Ontology annotation, molecular function: zinc ion binding; nucleic acid binding. NCBI's taxonomy places the organism in Eukaryota, Viridiplantae, Streptophyta, Magnoliopsida, Zingiberales, Zingiberaceae.